Molecule: messenger RNA, 4092 nt
Organism: Colletotrichum higginsianum IMI 349063
Lineage: Eukaryota; Fungi; Ascomycota; Sordariomycetes; Glomerellales; Glomerellaceae
Product: Inner centromere protein
Exons: 4
Coding region: 1-4092 (1363 amino acids)
Source: RefSeq, a predicted model, not a curated record
AUGGCGACGAUGCGAGGAACGCGUGUGCCAGUCGGCUCCGCGUCAUGGGUCAACGAAGAAAGGACGACAGCCUUGAGCAUCGUCCAGGCCGAGGCCGAGGAGUUUUCGUUCGCUGCAAAGAACGAGUUCGACUGGCUCAACGAGCACAUGGCCGGGAUUUUUAACGAGAACGAGAUGCAUACUCCCGGAAAGUUUCGCAGCAAGACGCCGCGGACGACGCGUAAGGUCGAAAGCGGCGAGCCCCGUGUUCCGCUUUCAGAUGUGUUCUCUUCAACGCCCAAUGGCGCCCCGAAUGCCUUCACCCAACAACUUGCUCGCACUACUCCUAAGGUCAAUCCUGCACAGUCGACAUCGUCUCCCAUGAUCAAUAGGAACAUUUCGCCGCACAAAGCCGCUCCCUCACCGAGACCGGUUUCGAAACCGCCCAUUGCCCUAGCCGAUUCUGGAUACUACGGCAGCCAGGACGUCGACAACGUGAACGACGACAACGAUGACGAAAUGGACGUUGACCUCAUCGAGGAGGAGACACAGCUUGGAGAGCCACGAUCCAGCCCCCCUAAGACAGGACGUGUGGGACACGUUGCAUUCGACACUGCAGCCGAGCAAAGCGCGCUCCAAAGCCCGACCGUGACGAGGACUAUAAGAUCACCUGAAGUCACAUUUCAGACUGCCAAGGAAGACCAGACCACAAGAAUGAUGAGAGACAUAACCGAAGAGGCACCGUCCCCCGUCUCGGAAUCCUCAUCAGCACCUCAAAGCUCGCCCAAGCGUGCUCAGAUCCCUUCGUCCCCUGUGGCUUCUCCUAAACCUCGCUCCGCGAAGGCCGCAUCGCCCGUGAAGACCUCGCUGCCUAUCAAGCGCUCUCCGGCCAAGGUUCCGUCUCCACCUUCGCCCUCGCCCAUGGGCUCACCAUCUCCCGCGCCCGAACCCACACCCGCUGCUGAUUCGCAGGAUGAAGUGGAUGUCCACAUGGAUGAUGAUACGAGAUCUCCAUCCGACGAGUCGAGUCCGAUUAGACCGGUUAGGAAGAGCAGUCUCAACUUUGCUUCGCUUCCUGCCAGAGAGCCUCUGAGGAACAAAAGCAUUGGGGCACGUGUUUCUAGAACCAGUCACCUGGACACCAAUCGCCAAAGUCACUACAGCAGACAAACUGGUGGCAAGAGCCUAGGAAACAAUUUGGAUCUACUUGGAGCAUCAGAUGACGAGGAAGGCAACGAAGACGAAAUGAAAAUCGACGAUUCGACCGAGGCGACAAACGGGACCGACAGCUACGCCUCCAAGCACAAUAAGACGUAUACUCAACGACUCCAGGACCAGAUCAAUCUACUUGGCAAGUCUCAGCCAAACGCCAGCAGGCCUUCGAAGUCAAUUCCAAGCUCCGCGAUUGCUCAUCAAACUUCCCACACCAGCGCACACCAACCCGCAACAGAGGCCAAGGCAGCGUCGCCGGUAAAGAAGUCGGCCGCGCCUCCAACCCCUGGGGCAUUUCCCGAAGAUGAGGAAGACGAGGGUGAGGAAGAGGAAGAGGAAGAAGACGACUGGAUCGCACCACCGGUCCCUGCAAAGGACACGCCCAAGUCCAGCCCACGACCGCAAUUGCCCAAGAGCCACACCGCAGACGUCAUGGAAGGCAUCGAGGGGGCCGACACAGUCAGUGGCUCAGAGUUUGCUUUGCCUAAGCAGCGGCAAUCACCUGGCCGGUCGAGCUCACCCAACCGUGCCCCUAUCAUUCCUGAGCGUACUACCAGCGUCUUCAGCCAUGGCAAAUCCGCCUCCGUUUCCGUCUUGCCAGACAUGUCGAAGGACAAAAUGGCCGAAGACCUGUCUCCCGCCAAGAAACACGUCUCUGUUUCAAACCCGUUGUUUGUGGUGCCAGAAAACGGACGGCCAGAGACCCCUCAAUCGCCUACGCGAAGCUUCCGGGACAGCCCGCUGAAGCAAGUCAAGAACAAGUUGUCUUCUAUUCUGAAAAGCUCGAAGGGUCUUCUCGCGAGCAGCGCAGCAGUAAGCGCUGAGGGCAAGUCAUCGCUCAUGUCACCAUCCACUGCUCGAUUUGGCCUUCAUUCCGGCCCGUCCACGGACUCGAUCGCACCGCCCCAGUCAGCUCCAGCAGAGCCGCUGUACCCUGAUCUUUCCAAGCGCAUCGCAGCCGAUGUGCAAACACUUUCUAGUGUGGGAAGCCCUGAGAAACCUGUCGCUCGCCGCACAAGGGCUUCUGUUGAGAAGGAGAAGGAGGACAAGCGUAAAGAGAAGGAAGCCAAACUGAUGGCCGACCAGAUGAGCAAGCUGGACAAGGCUCGCGCCGAGGAACGCGAGAAAGCUCGGACUUUCAGCAAAGAACAAGAAAAGAUUGCCGCUAUGGAGAAGAAGAUCGCGGCACAGAGGGAGACAGAAUCCGAAAAGGAGGAGGAGAAGGAGGUAGAGAGACCUGCUCGAACGCCGGCACCAAAGGAGGUGCCCAGGCCCAUCAGGACUAGCCCCCGCAAAGCCAAGAACCAGGCCGAGGCCGAGGCUUCGCAGCCAGGGAAGCUGGACGUGGAAAUGACGGAAGCACCGACACCGCUGCCGCCGCCGUCUGCCCCUCGCUCGGUCGGCCCGAGCCAGACGGCAAGACCCAGGGAACUUCGCCGCCCGAUGAAGCCAACGAAGGAAGCACCCAGCAAGGUCAAGCAAGCGCCUACUGUUAUUCGCGUUAACACCGGCUCGCAACACUCGCAGUACCACCCUUCGACGAGCACUUUGUCCUCUGGUCUUCAAGAUACACUCGGCUCGUCGGUCAAGGCCAAGGCCAGCCAGCCAGGCUCGCACAGUAAGCAAUCCCUGGCAAGCUUGAAGAGCUCCGUUUCUUCCAACGGACGGCCCAAGGCGCUUGAACUCGCCGCCAAGCGAAAGGAACAAGAGGAGCGGGAGGCGCAAAGAAAGAAAGAUGCCAAGCUCGAACUUGAACGCAAGCGCGCCGCCAUCCAGGAGGAAGAGCGCAAGCAGGAAUUGCAGAGGCGGCAGGAAGCAGAGAGGCAGAGGGAGAGGGAGCGAGAGCAAGCCGAGGCGAAGAAGAAUGCACAGAGACAAGCCGCCAUUGAGCGUGCCAAACAGACUCGAGCACCACCGCCGGCUGUGCGGUCUCAGCCGAACGGUCCUCCCGACUACACUGCGAGCCAACGCAGUGAUGGCCAACCUCCUCGGCCACCUUCACGCCUGACUUCUACUGCCCAUCGGUCUCAGGAGGAUCGACCGGUCAACGCUGUUCUUUCGAAUGCUUCCAAGCCUGGCUCCAAGAGGCCUCUCCCGCAAGAGGGUAGAGAAGAAAGGAGCUCGCGCAAUCCUGCUCCUCGCAACGGGCCGUCCUACCAGUCCAAGGAGGCCAAGCGUCGCCGCACGAGCGACGAUUUUGCCGAUGAGCUUGAUAUGGACAUCCAGCCCCCCAACAUCAAGGGGCCUCCUGUUCGCCCGCCAUCGGUCGGCUACAAGAAGCAGGAGAUGCCUACCAAGUCGAUGUUUGGCUACAACAACGCACCGCCGAGCGCAUCUAGGGACUUGUUCAAGUCUACUGUCACGGCUCAGCACCACAGCACGAUCAAGUCGGUCAAGCAAGUGGACAUGAACCAGUUCGCCCAAGGACAAAUUCCCUUUGCUCCCAACCCCAACCCCGCUGGCCCGGCCCACAAGACACCGGCACGGCCGAUGGGUGCUACAAGCACAAAGUCGGCAGCCAAGGCCACGAGGUCGUCACCGCGUUUCCAGGACGGCGAGAAGAUCGAGCUGCCUGAAAUCGAUACGGACGAAGAUGAAGACGAGGGAGACUCGCACUUUGGCGUGGCGCCUUGGGCCGACUCUCCUGACUUGAGGCGUGCCCUCAUGCGGCAGGAGACCAUGAACCCCGAGGGUAUCUUUGGGCCCCCGCGCGCCCUCAACAUGGAGGAAGUAUUCAGCAACAAGGAGAGGUGGCACAAGUUCCGCGCGCGGACUUCAAGCGCCAACUGGAGUGGAUCCGAUCGUCUGACGGAAGACGAAAUCAGAAAGGAUCUUGCAGCUCGCGACAAGUUGCGUAGAGAAGGCGGCUGGUCCUACGAGAUGAGCAAGGACUUGAUUUGA